This is a messenger RNA of Polyodon spathula (Mississippi paddlefish), 886 nucleotides long. RefSeq names its product calcipressin-2-like. The record is from RefSeq and is a predicted model, not a curated record. The coding region runs from base 158 to 880 and encodes 240 amino acids. Gene Ontology annotation, biological process: calcium-mediated signaling. Gene Ontology annotation, cellular component: nucleus; cytoplasm. The transcript is spliced from 5 exons. Gene Ontology annotation, molecular function: calcium-dependent protein serine/threonine phosphatase regulator activity; nucleic acid binding. NCBI's taxonomy places the organism in Eukaryota, Metazoa, Chordata, Actinopteri, Acipenseriformes, Polyodontidae.
GCCUGUUACAUCAACGUCAGGGGAUUAUCGGAGCACAGCUGGAAUAGAAGGUUGAUUCACGGAGGUGAGAGACUGGUUCAGUGCAGCCUAGCAAACAGUUUUUAAAAAUAACGAAAAAGCGAGAGACGGGAAAGGUUCUUUUUCUGCUGUUUCAGGAAUGAAAGGAGAGCCUUUAUUCAGAGGAAUGAGAGACGCCAGUUUUAAUCGAGACUUUCACCUUUUGGAAGGAGGACGGGUCUUCAUUCCCCAGCACAUGGACAGACAGUAUGCACUAGGAGCCGACUUCCACCAGAUCACUGAUUUCAAUGACCUGCCUACUUCACUGUUCGCAUGCAAUGUCCACCAGUCUGUAUUUGAAGAAAAAGGUGGGAAGGAACAUUUCGAGGCACUCUUCCUUUCUUAUGAUGAGCAUGUGACAUUCCAGCUGUUUAAAAGCUUCAGGCGUGUGCGGAUUAACUUCAGCAACCCGAAAGCAGCAGCCAGGGCCAGGAUAGAGCUGCACGAGACGCAGUUCAGAGGAAAGAAGCUCAAGCUUUACUUUGCCCAGGUGCAAAACCCAGGUACAAGUGGAGUUAACCUGCACCUGGCUCCUCCAAAGCCAUCCAAACAGUUCCUAAUCUCCCCUCCAUCAUCACUGCCAGUAGGAUGGCAACAGAUAGACGAUGCCACCCCUGUGAUCAACUAUGACCUGCUUUAUGCAGUUGCAAAACUAGUGCCUGGAGAGAAGUAUGAGCUCCAUGCGGGAACAGAGUCGACACCCAGUGUGGUCGUCCACGUCUGUGACAGCGACAAUGAGAAAGAAGAGGAACCAAAAAACUGCCCCAAACCAAAAAUCGUCCAGACAAGACGCCCUGAUCUUCCUGUGACCAUGCCUCGCUGAAUUCCC